AUCAACAAAGAAAAAAUAAUUGCAAUGACAGUUAAAUGUGAAAGAAAUAAUAUUUGAUAAAUUUUUAUAUUUUUUAAGCACAAAGAAGAAAUGAAAUUUUCGUGCGUGUCUUUCUUCUUUGCACUCACGAUUGCCGCGCAAUUUCAACGCAUACACACUGCCGUUAGCGAUGAGCUCGUCCAAUACAAGCGAACGCUGGACGAAGCCACCGAUGCUUUACAAAAUGCGGAAGACUCGCCGGCGCUCAACGGUAAUGCCGAAUUGCAGCGACAACGGCGCAAAUCGAUCGAUGAUCUGCUACGAAACUCGGAAUUGGAUUUAAAUUUGAACUUGGAGCGCGAGGCGCUCGAUUUGGACAAGGAUUUUAUAACACAUCCCUUGCAGGGACGUGGCGCCAAACAGGAAAAUAAGAACAAUAAGGAUGAAACGGCGAAGAAACUUAAUGUGAAUGAUCAAUUGAAUGACCUGGUGCAUGCGAAUUCGAAUUUCCAGAAUGUGCAUCGAAAUUUGUUGAAUAGUUUUCACAAUAGCCAAAAGAAUAUUAAUUUGGAUGAAAUAUUACAGAAACAGCGCAGCUCCGAAGUGAAAGCGCCUAAAAACUCGAAGGGUUCGAGCGGUACCAGCAAGGAGGAGAAGGAAAAGAGUAAGGAAAAAGAAAAGGAGACGAAUGAUUCCAACAAUGCCAGUAAAAACAAUCAAAAUAAAAAUGCUAAUACCGGCGCCGGCAAUGCAAAUAAAGACAGCUAUCUCAAUAAUAACAGUUGGAAAUCGAGUUUCAGUGAAAAGGAUAAGGAUUUUAAUCUGGACAUGGAUUUUGGUAAAACUGGUUCCUUGAGCGCGCCGUACUCGUCGACAUACACGAAGUUCGACACUGACAGUUUCAGUACAAAUACAAAUACCAAAAGUAGUCAUAAAGGCGCCACUGGCGAUGGUUCCAGUGUCCUAACCAAAGCCUAUAUUAGCUGUAAGCCGGUCUCCAGCAAUGCUGGACACAUAAAAAGUGACAAUGCCUACUUUGAAUUUACCUCUAAUCUCCACAAUCCCGCACCCAGUAAACCGAGCAGUCCGAAGAGCAAUUUAAAUUCUAUCUUACUGCUCGAAGCGAAUAAUUACCGGAAUGCGUUACACACGAAGAUGCUGGACAACAUGGAUGAAUUGAAAGAGAAGAAAGUCGAUCCGGAAAUGCGAAGAAUGAUGGAGAAGGUUGACUUUCCACAUUUUAAGUUAGACUUCGAUACACAAAUGGAGGAUUUUGCCAAGUCCAAGUCCAAGUCGAAGACGGACACUGAAGAAGACGACGAACCGAUCAGUUAUGAGAAAACUAUUGAAAAUAUACACUUUCCAAGUAUAGUAAAUGAUCAAUUCGAUUUGGGACGCAAUGAUUUGUCACAUGAAGCCAACUAUAAGCUUUCAAAAAUCGAACAAGAGCAAUCGGAACCGCGUAAGGGAAAUGCACAUGGCAAUGCAGCAUUUAGCGGCUUGCAGAGCUUGAAUAGUAUAAUGAACAUACCCUCGAAACGCAGCACCGGCUUCAAUGCCAUGGAUGAAAUUAAGUUGAAGACCAGCACACGUCUUAUGGCUAAAGGAUUGGGUCCUUCACUCCCUAGUUAUGCGCUUUCCGAAACACAACAGGAACUGCAAUUAGACGAUGCGGUGAAGAAGUUGGAGAAGAGUUUCCAAUCGGAAAAUCCACACAUCGGCAUCGCCGAUUACACCAAUCGACGUGUAACAAGCCAUUUAUCGAAAGAUGAGCUAGAUUGGCAGGAUCGCCUUAGGCAUAUGGAAGAAGCGGAAGCGCGUUCGUAUGAAAAAUUGCUUGACGAUGCUGAACCGGAGGCACCCAAUGGCGGUAGUGAUGCAAAAACUAAAACCGAAGACAUUAUAUUAGGGCCGACAUACACUAUACUACGGCGUAGGCGUACCAGUGCGCAGCCAGAUGAAGAAGAGGAGGACAGCAACCUUUACGAUUUAUUGCGCACAAAACGUGUCACCAAAAAUUUGAAAGACGAUGGUAAUCUCAAUUUAGGAAAUGUGCGAAAAUUAUCGCCAAAUGAUAUACUCGUUGCGCGAGUGCCAGAUUUUGCGCCCGUCGUUGAUGGUAAAGCGUUAUCCGAUGAGGUACCUGCAUCAGAGUUAACAGCUGCCGAAGAGCCAACACAAGAAGAAGCUGUAGCAGAUGAUGUAGAUACUGAUGCAGACGAUAUCGAUGAUAUGGAUAAUGCGCAAUUGGUCGACGAUAAUGAACCAAUGACUGGCGAAAAUGUCGGACGUGCACACAGCAAACGUUGUGGGGAGCAGGAGAGUAAUUAUAAGACCACCGCAGAGAGAGGUACGCGCGAUAAGGAUAACGAUGAGAAACAUGAAAUGACGAUAUUCAAAUUCAAGCGUGACUCUAAUAAAGUUGAAGAGUCUAACGUACCGAAGCGGCGCGUUAAGCGUAUAGGUGUGCUCAAUGCAGAUGGCGCAUUGACCGCUGUGAAAGAAGUAGAUUUAGAUGGACUGCUCGAUCUUAUGACGGUGAACAAUUUCGUGCCUAAACGAGAAGUGCAGGAAAAAGAGACUGUAAAUGCAGAAAAGGAAAAAAGAGUAGCGGAGACCAGCGGCGUACAAAAGAUGACUGAUAAAGUCGAGUCGAAACAAAAAGUAUUGCGUAGACGCAGACGCGAAGUAGAUAUUUCAAGAAAAGAGGUUUACAGCGAUGACAGUUUGCAUGUAUUGAAUGGUGCCGAAAGAAAGCGACGUUCACUUAACAGUAGAGAUAAACGACGCAUGAAAAGAGAAGCCGAGAAGUCAAAGGAGAGUGAUGAGAAAAAGGAUAAAGAGAAGACAAAUGGAAAUGUGGAGCCAAAACAGAACAAGCCAAUUGACGAUGAGAAGGACAGCGCAAAAAAGUUAACAAGCAAUGAGGUUAAAGAAGAGAGUACGGCUGAACAUUUGAUGGACAAACGAAACACACAAGCCGUUGACCCAAUCGAUGAUAAUAAUGCCGACAAUCACAAGGUUGUCAACACUGCUUUAUUGAUAAACGAUGAUGGGAAUUUAAUACCCUCCGAUGCUUUUGAAAGACGCGUAUUGACACCGCGGAGCGAAACCCUUAACGAUGCAGCCGUUAUAGCGGCUGAUAGAAAGGCUAUGAAAGCGGCCAGAACUAAUUAUCCCAGAAAUGCAGAAAGAGCUUGCAACUAUAUUGAUUCGCGCGAAGAUAACUAUGGCGAUUUGAUGGGGCGCUUGAGACGGCUAUCGCUCCGCAAUCGAGAACCGGAGAGGCAAAGCGAUUUUAGCAACUCUGCGAGUGAGUUUGGCAAUCAAAAAUUUGAUAAUCUCAAACAGUUCGAUCAUUAUGCGCGCAAUUUCGAUGGCAUACCAGUCGAUAAUCUUUGGUAUGGCAGCGAUCCGUGGGAGGAAGACCAUGACAAUGAGCAAACUAAUAAUGAAGAAACUACCAACAGAAAUCGGCCAAAUAAACAACAUGCGGCAUUGACUAUACGGAUCGAGGAUGGCGCUAUCAAGAGCAUUGAAAGAAAGGAACAGCCGAGCAAGAAAAACGAAGUGGGUAUUGUAAGCGAAAAAAUAGCGAAUGCCGAGGAAGAAGAGUCGGGUGGUAGUGAGGAGGCGGCAUUCGAUUGGUUUGGAAGGAAUAAGAAUAAAGACGACGCAAGUUGCAAAGGUGAAGACAAUGGCUUGAUAUUGCAAUUGAAUAAUCAGAUGCUCAACUGCACCGCAUUUAAUACGCUGGAGAACUUUCUUAAGACCGUACAGCACCAACAAAACAGAGGUGACGGUGGUAGAGGUGGCGGUAAUGCUUCAAAUGCUGGCAGUACACAUUCCAACAAUAAGCUUGCCAAUGAGAACUGUGAAGACAAACAGGGUGGACAUAGCGGACAUGGAGCUGGAGGUGAGCAAAGCAAUGCGGGACAUGGUGGAGGAGACAAUCGUCAUAACGGUAAUGCAGGUGGCUCACAAGAUAAACUUGGACAUGGAGGUUUUGGAGAUAGAAUGAAUGGUAAUCAUGGCUGUGCUAAACACGGUGGCAGCAACACUGGUGGUAAUGCUGUAAAUGGUGCCGGUAGUUAUGGGAUCAGUGGCGUUGGUAAUGGUCUCGGUCCUCCUGACGAUAACUGUGGAUCGAAGGGUACAGACGGUAAUACAAAUGGCGGUACAGGCGGGCAGAAAACCAUGAAGCUGAACAUCACUAUCAAUGCGAGCGUUAUGGGCGAUCAGAAGGCGAAGAACUUUAUCGGCAAUGGUACGUUUAAAGUACAGAGCGAAGAUCGUGAACGACGUGGCAUUUCAUUUCCACAGUUCGAGUCAUUUAAGCGCUACGCAACGAAGCGAAAGUGCCCGAAGCCGAAGGUGAGUUGUGAUGAGGGCAAGGCAAAUGGGAAGGGUUCGCUGGAAAUUGUCAAAUCUAUGUUCAAUAUGGCGAAAUGUAAUCCACAAAUGAAACCGUUAUGGACAAUUUUAAAGCGUAAUCAACAAUGCAUGAAGAAAAUACCACCACAGGAGAACACCUUUGAGAAAAUGCAAACGGACGAUGUAAAUCAUAUCGAAGACAUGGUGCAACAAGCUAUGGAGGCCAUUAGCGAUAUAAUCGAUGAUCAAGUGGAGCAACGCUCUUGCAUACCACUGCCGCCGGAGCUGAAAAUAUUCUACGAUCAAAUAUUAGAAAUUUUCGAGAGCAAUUCGGCUGAAGGAGUGCGUGAGAAGCGUGCCAAUAUCGAUGCACCCUUCAAUGAGUUCAGCAAAGAGGUGCGUCUCAUCGAUCCGAACAGUGUGGACGAACGUUCGCGCAUCGUUAAGAAACUACUGCGCCAAUACGAGGGACUACCAAUUGAGGAUCAGGAGCAGAUGGUCGGCGUACGUGAAGAUCUCUUACAGAAUCUGGACAUGCUGCAACACAUGCAGGUGGAGCAGUUGCAUAAGAAGCGCGAACCGCAGGUACAGCAGCCGCAACAAGUACAACAACUGCAGCCGCAACAAGCACAACAGUUGCAGCCGGAGCAGCAGUCGCGGCCGGAGCCAGAGCAAGAGCCGCAACAUCAACCGAAUGCAGUGCAAGUGCAUCAAGAGAAUAAGGAUGAGUCAGCGGAGGGGGAAAGUGAUAUGCAAGCGCGACAACGUCGUGAAGUGUUGAAGCGUUUGGAAGCCGAGAAGGAUGUUGAUGAGCAGCUCAUAAAGACAUACGAUCUACCGUAUACGCCCGAAUUUGUACGUUUGAUGAAAGCGUCGGAAUUACUGCAAGAGCAAAAUCUUAGAGAAUCGGAGCGGAGGGAGUAAGGAAUACCGAGUAAGGAGUACCGAGAAUGCGUCAAUUGGAGACAGUGUGCUAAAAUGCGUGUUGUUGCUGCUAACUUUUAAUGUGUGUCAAGUUAAAAAAUUUCUAUUUUUAUAAAUAUUUUAUUUCUAUUGUGCAUUUUUUAUUGUAUUACGAAUUGAUAUUUAUAAUUGUUCUAUGUGUGUGUGCAUAUUUGCACAGAUAUAUAUAUAUAUCUAUUGUUUAUUUAAAAUAAAUGAAGAUCAGAUAUUCGCU
This is a messenger RNA of Zeugodacus cucurbitae (melon fly), 5530 nucleotides long. RefSeq lists its product as uncharacterized. NCBI's taxonomy places the organism in Eukaryota, Metazoa, Arthropoda, Insecta, Diptera, Tephritidae. Bases 91 to 5277 code for a protein of 1728 amino acids. The record is from RefSeq and is a predicted model, not a curated record. The transcript is spliced from 4 exons.